AUGCAGAAAGGAAAGGCUAAGCUGGGUCAGUUGGACUUGGAGGGAGCUCUGAUUGCCAGAGACCGAGUUGGCAUCCAGGAUUUUGUACUUCUCGAUGCCCACAACAGUGAAACAGCCUUCCUGGACAAUUUGAAGAAACGUUUCUCAGAGGAUUUGAUAUACACUUACAUAGGUACUUUGCUGAUAUCCGUAAACCCAUACAAAGUGUUGGACAUCUACACCAAGAAGCAGAUGGAUCUCUACAUGGGAGUGAACUUCUUUGAGCUUCCUCCUCAUAUCUAUGCAUUAGCAGAUAAUGCAUACCACACCAUGUUAAUGGAAGCCAACAAUCACUUUAUUCUGAUAUCUGGGGAGAGUGGAGCAGGCAAAACAGAGGCCUCCAAAAAGAUCUUGCAGUACUAUGCAGUCAGCUGCCCUAGCAUCACUUUGCUAGACACUGUGAGAGACCGCAUGCUCAUGUCCAACCCUGUACUAGAGGCCUUUGGAAAUGCAAAGACAAUGAAAAAUGACAACUCCAGUCGUUUUGGGAAGUAUAUGGACAUCCAGUUUGACAGCCAGGGGGAUGCUGUUGGUGGCCACAUCCUCAGCUACCUCCUGGAAAAGUCCAGAGUAGUCCACCAAAACCACGGUGAGAGAAACUUUCAUAUAUUCUAUCAGCUGGUAGAGGGAGGUGAAGAAGACCUACUGAGGCACCUGGGAUUGGAAAAGGACACAAAGCAUUAUUGCUAUCUAGUUCAGGGAGAAAGUCCCAACGUAAACUCCAUUAAUGACAAGAAUGAUUGGAAAACAGUUAAAAAUGCAUUAUCGGUCAUUGACUUUGAUGCCAAUGAUAUUGAACACCUCUUUGGAAUCAUAGCUAGUGUUCUCCAUUUGGGGAAUGUGCAGUUUGGUGGGGACACCAUAGGCUAUGCUAUUCUAAACUCCAAUGCAGAACUGCGCUGGGUAUCCAAACUGCUAGAGGUCCAUUUCCAGGUGCUUCAUGAAGCCCUCACAUACAGGAAGAUUGAAGCCAAAUCAGAGGAGGUCCUGAGUCCAUUCACUAUAGAUCAUGCUGUCUAUGCGAGAGAUGCCCUGGCCAAAGCAAUUUAUAGUCGUACCUUCACAUGGCUGGUCAACAGGAUCAAUAAGUCUCUGGAGAAUAAGGAUUCAAGCAGGAAGACAGUCAUUGGAUUGUUAGACAUCUAUGGCUUUGAGGUAUUCAGUGUGAACAGCUUUGAGCAGUUUUGCAUAAACUUCUGUAAUGAGAAGCUACAGCAACUCUUCAUUCAGCUGACACUGAAGGCUGAACAGGAGGACUAUGAAGCAGAAGGAAUUGGGUGGGAGCCAGUGCAGUUCUUUAACAAUAAAAUCAUCUGUGACCUGGUGGAGGAGAAGCACAGGGGAAUCAUUUCUGUGCUGGAUGAGGAGUGUCUGCGACCAGGUGACGCUACUGAUCUCACAUUUCUCGAGAAGCUUGAGCAGAGAAUGGGAAAUCAUCCCCAUUUUGUGACGCAUAAGUUAGCUGAUAAAAAGACCCGAAAGACUCUGGAGAGAGGGGACUUUCGUCUUCUUCAUUAUGCAGGAGAAGUGACCUACUGCGUUGUGGGCUUCAUCGACAAAAACAAUGAUCUUUUGUACAAGAACAUCAAAGACGUGAUGUGCUUGUCAAAAAACCCGAUAAUACAGGAGUGCUUUCCAGCCACUGAAGCAGACAGCAGAAGGCCUGAGACAGUGGCCACUCAGUUUAAGAACAGCCUACUUCGACUGACGGAGAUUCUAACAGCUAAGGAGGCGUGGUAUGUGCGUUGCCUCAAGUCCAAUGAUAAUAAGCAGCCAGGCAAGUUUGAUGAAGUCCUGGUGAGACACCAGGUGAAAUAUCUGGGCUUAAUGGAGCACCUGAGGGUCAGACGAGCUGGAUUUGCAUAUCGGCGUAGAUACGAUAUCUUCCUACAGAGGUAUAAAGCACUUUGUCCUGCCACUUGGCCCCACUGGAGAGGUGUACCUUCAGAUGGGGUGGAAAAACUGGUGCAACAUCUGGGCUACCAGCCUGAUGAGUAUAAAAUGGGCAGGACAAAGAUAUUCAUACGAUAUGCGAGGACACUUUUUGCCACUGAAGAUGCUUUUGAAAUCUGCAAACAUGAACUGGCUACAAGAAUACAGGCCAAAUACAAAGGCUACAGGGCCAAAGGAGAGUUUAGAAAACAGAAGGAAGCUGCUACAAAAAUUGAGACAUGCUGGAGAGGGGUGCAGGCACGGAAGGAGAGAGAGCGCAGAGCCUGGGCUGUCAAAGUCAUUAAAAAGUUUAUCAAGGGCUAUAUGACCCGUCGUGAGGCAAAAACUACAGACAACUCAGAAUACCUGGCCUUUGUUCGACAGAGCUACCUGAAUAGACUGAAAGAUAACUUACCAAAGACCGUAUUGGACAAGACAACAUGGCUGACACCUCCCCCAGUUGUGAAAGAGACCUCAUCAAUUCUGCGUCAGCUGCACACUCGUAUGAUGGUGAGGAAUUAUGUGCGGGGAAUCACACCACAGAAAAAAGCACAGCUGCAACAAAAAGUAGUAACCAGUGCCAUCUUUAAGGGAAAGAAGGAAAGCUAUCCUCAGAGCAUCCCUGUGCCUUUUAUGGACACCAGGAUCAAUGAACAAGACAUCAAUAUGAGGGUCCUUCAGACUAUACGACAUGAACGUAUCAAGUACCGCAUUCCUGUGGUGAAGUAUGACAGGAAUGGAUGUAAACCCAGACAAAGGCAACUUAUUCUUACUCAGGCUGCUGUGUACCUGGCAGAAGAAGCUAAGAUCAAACAGAGGGUGGACUAUGUUUCUCUAAAAGGUGUUUCUGUCAGUAAUCUGGGCGACUCCAUCAUGAUCCUCCAUGUUACUUGUGGUGAUCCAAAACAGAAGGGGGACCUGGUACUUCAGUGUGACCACUUGUUUGAAGCUUUGACCAAACUGGCUAUGCUUGCAAACAAGCAGAAUAACAUCAAGGUGGUUCAGGGAAGCAUAAAGUUCGAGAUCCAGGUGGGCAAAGAGAGCUGCGUGGACUUCAGCACUGGACAGGAACCUAUGGUUUAUAAAGGCAAAAAUGGAAAUCUGAUGGUGGUGGCCCCACAGAUCAAGUCUCGAUGAUCUGAAGGCGGUCUCGGAGUCUGUGUAUAUUGCAUGAGGGAAACCCUGGGAAGAGGAUGUCUUACUCCAACACUCACACAACCUUUAUACUUCUAAGAGCUCAGUAUAUGGAAAUCCAAAGCACUUAAGUAAAUACUGAAUUUUCUAAAUAAUUAUUGCAAAGAUCAAACAAAUGUUGUGUUGUCAGAUCACCAUUCUAGCAACCACCUAUCUAUUCCCAACAAGCCACAGUGAACAAUUGGGUUAAUUUCAUGCUAUGUUGCUGAGCCAUAUUUACAGUGAAUCUGAAAAGUAUUCACACCGCUUCACUUUUUCCACAUUUUGUUAUGUUACAGCCUUAUUCCAAAAUGUAUUAAAUUCAUUAUCUUCCUCAAUUCUACAAACAAUACCCCAUAAUGACAAAGAAGUUUGUUUGAAAUCUUAGCAAAUUUAUUACUUGUGAUAUAUAUAUCACAUGUACACAAGUAUUCACAGCCUUUGCUCAAUACUUUGUUGAAGCAUCUUUGGCACCAAUUACAGCCUCAAGUCUAUUUGAGUAUGAUGCUACAAGCUUGGCACACCUAUUUUUGGGCAGUUUCUCCCAUUCUUCUUUGCAGGACCUCUCAAGCUCCAUCAGGUUGGAUGGGGAGCAUCAGUGCACAGCCAUUUUCAGAUCUUUCCAGAGAUGUUCAAUCGGGUUCAAGUCUGGGCCACUCAAGAACAUUCACAGAGUUGUCCCGUAGCCACUCCUUUGUUAUCUUGGCUGUGUGCUUAGGGUCGUUGUCCUAUUGGAAGAUGAACCUUCGCCCCAGUCUGAGGUCCAGAGCACUCUGGAGCAGGUUUUCAUCAAGGAUGUCUCUGUACAUUGCUGCAUUCAUCUUUCCCUCAAUCCUAACUAGUCUCCCAGUUCCUGCUGCUGAAAAACAUCCCCACAGCAUGAUGCUGCCACCACCAUGCUGCUGCCUCCACCAUGCUUCACUGUAGGGAUGGUAUUGGCCAGGUGAUGAGAGGUGCCUGGUUUACAUGACGCUUGCCAUUCAGGCCAAAGAGAUCAAUCUUUGUUUCUCAUGGUCUGAGUGUCCUUCAGGUGCCUUUUGGCAAACUCAAGGCGAGCUGUCAUGUCUGGCCACUCUUCCAUACAGGCCUGAUUGGUGGAGUGCUGCAGAGAUGGUUGUUCUUCUGGAAGGUUCUCCUCUCUCCACAGAGAAAUGCUGGAGCUCUGUCAGAGUGACCAUCGGGUUCUUGGUCACCUCCCUGACUAAGGCCCUUCACCCCCGAUCACUCAGUUUGGCCAGGCAGCCAGCUCUAGGAAGAGUCCUGGUGGUUCCAAACUUCUUCCAUUUACGGAUGAUGGAGGCCACUGUGCUCAUUGGGACCUUCAAUGCUGCAGAAAUGUUUCUGUACCCUUCCCCAGAUCUGUGCCUCAAUACAAUCCUGUCUCAGAGGUCUACAGACAAUUCCUUGGACUUCAUGGCUUGGUUUGUGCUCUGACAUGCACUGUUAACUGUGGGACCUUAUAUAGACAGGUGUGUGCCUUUCCAAAUCAUGUCCAGUCAACUGAAUUUACCACAAGUGGACUCCAAUCAAGUUGUAGAAACAUCUCAAUGAUGAUCAGUGGAAACAGGAUGCACCUGAGCUCAAUUUUGAGUGUCACGGCAAAGGCUGUGAAUACUUAUAUACAUGUGAUUUUUUCGUUUUUUAUUUUUAAUAAACUUGCAAAGAUUUCAACAAACUUCUUUCACGUUGUCAUUAUGGGGUAUUGUUUGUAUAAUUUUGAGGAAAAUAAUGAAUUUAAUCCAUUUUGGAAUAAGGCUGUA
Molecule: messenger RNA, 4904 nt
Organism: Myxocyprinus asiaticus (Chinese sucker)
Lineage: Eukaryota; Metazoa; Chordata; Actinopteri; Cypriniformes; Catostomidae
Product: unconventional myosin-Ih-like
Exons: 32
Coding region: 1-3108 (1035 amino acids)
Biological process (GO): actin filament organization; vesicle transport along actin filament
Cellular component (GO): actin cytoskeleton; plasma membrane; myosin complex
Molecular function (GO): microfilament motor activity; actin filament binding; ATP binding
Source: RefSeq, a predicted model, not a curated record